This is a messenger RNA of Ochotona curzoniae (black-lipped pika), 3084 nucleotides long. RefSeq names its product parvin alpha (gene PARVA). Gene Ontology annotation, molecular function: actin binding. NCBI's taxonomy places the organism in Eukaryota, Metazoa, Chordata, Mammalia, Lagomorpha, Ochotonidae. Gene Ontology annotation, biological process: cilium assembly; establishment or maintenance of cell polarity; substrate adhesion-dependent cell spreading. The record is from RefSeq and is a predicted model, not a curated record. Gene Ontology annotation, cellular component: cytoplasm; actin cytoskeleton; focal adhesion. The transcript is spliced from 13 exons. The coding region runs from base 85 to 1203 and encodes 372 amino acids.
AGCCUCAGUCCCGCCGCCGCCCGCCGCGUCCGCCCAGCGCCAGCUCCGCGUCCAGCCCGGCCCGCGGCUGCCCGCUCCGCCGCCAUGGCUACCUCCCCGCAGAAGUCGCCAUCUGUCCCCAAGUCCCCCACUCCCAAGUCGCCCCCGUCUCGCAAGAAAGAUGACUCCUUCUUGGGGAAACUCGGAGGAACCCUGGCCCGGAGGAAGAAAGCCAAGGAGGUGUCCGAGCUACAGGAGGAGGGCAUGAACGCCAUCAACCUGCCUCUGAGCCCGAUCCCAUUCGAGCUGGACCCUGAGGACACCAUGCUGGAGGAGAACGAGGUGCGAACCAUGGUGGAUCCCAACUCACGCAGUGACCCCAAACUUCAGGAGCUGAUGAAGGUUUUAAUUGACUGGAUUAAUGAUGUGUUGGUUGGAGAAAGAAUCAUCGUGAAAGACCUGGCUGAAGACUUAUAUGAUGGACAAGUCCUGCAGAAGCUGUUCGAGAAACUUGAGAGCGAGAAGCUAAAUGUUGCUGAGGUCACCCAGUCGGAGAUUGCUCAGAAGCAAAAACUGCAGACUGUCCUGGAGAAGAUCAAUGAAACCCUGAAGCUUCCUCCCAGGAGCAUCAAGUGGAAUGUGGACUCUGUUCACGCCAAGAGCCUCGUGGCCAUUUUGCAUCUGCUGGUUGCUCUGUCUCAGUAUUUCCGGGCACCAAUUCGACUCCCAGACCAUGUCUCCAUCCAAGUGGUUGUGGUCCAGAAACGAGAAGGAAUCCUCCAGUCUCGGCAAAUCCAAGAGGAGAUAACUGGUAACACAGAGGCUCUGUCCGGAAGGCAUGAACGUGAUGCAUUUGAUACCUUGUUUGACCACGCCCCGGACAAGCUCAAUGUGGUGAAGAAGACACUCAUCACCUUUGUGAACAAGCACCUGAAUAAACUGAACCUGGAGGUCACAGAACUGGAAAGCCAGUUUGCUGAUGGGGUGUACCUGGUGCUGCUCAUGGGGCUCCUGGAGGGCUACUUUGUGCCCCUACAUAGCUUCUUCCUGACCCCGGAUAGCUUCGAACAGAAGGUCUUGAACGUCUCCUUUGCCUUUGAGCUCAUGCAGGAUGGAGGGCUAGAAAAGCCCAAACCACGGCCAGAAGACAUCGUCAACUGUGACCUGAAAUCCACACUGCGGGUGCUGUACAACCUCUUCACCAAGUACCGAAAUGUGGAGUGAGCAGCCCCGGCACUCACAGACCAGCCUUUGGAAUGCCUUGCUUCUCUCCUGUCUCUAGCUCCACGCUCUUCCUCAAAGCCAGGCGCAGCCCAGACAGUGGGAACUGACAACACAUAGGAAAUGACCCAUACCUCCGGGCCCUGGGGCCAGACCCAGUGGUGCCGGGGAGCGUUCUCCUCCUCUCCCUGAUGCCAUGUCCCAUCUUCCCUCUGUGUAAUCUAGGCAACAGCAACAGAGUCCCCAGAAGAUGCAGGAUAAGGGGUUCCCACAGGUGUGAGCACAUGCUGGGCAUCACAUUUGGUCCUGCAAGUCAAGUUCAUGCGGCCUCAUGACUCUGCAGUGGGCAUCAUGGUUCUCUUCUAGAGGAGGACCCUGAGCUCAGAGGUUCAGGAACUCAUGUUUUUCUGCUUCAUAUAAUGUGUUCAUUACUAGCUCAUAGGGUUCCUUGCAUGUUCUGCAGGGGUAUGUGUGUAUGUGUUGUGUGUCAAGGUCUACCUGCACACACCUGAGUGUCCAAAGAAGGCAAGAACCCUCGAAUCUCACCACCAGGGGCGGGCCAGGUCAAGGCUCGGUGAUUCAUACUGCAAUUGGCAAAUCAAAUUUAAUCCAAUUAAGUGUGUGUGUGUGUGUGUGUGUGGCAGGACUGCAUGUCCCUCAAAUCCUUUGUAGAAAUGAAAAUUACCCUUAAUUCCUUCAGAUAUUCUAAUAACCCUGUACUCGAGUGACAUUUGGGAAGAAUUCAGUUUAGAAUUAAUGGAGUGGCACAUUUUGCAGCCUUUCUGCUUGAUUGCAUGUAAUGGAAAUGCCCUAUAUUUUCCUGCAAAAUAAGUACUCAAUUCAUUAUGAUUAGGCAAACGUACAAUAUACUCGGCAUGGCAGAGAGCUGGGCACAGGCCCAUCAGAGCAUUGCUUAUGAAGUAGGGCUCUUCAACAGGAACCCUUGAACUUUAAAGAAAGGAACUCCGUUUUGCCUUCUAAUUGAUCAUUUAGACCAUUCUGGCAAAGUCUGCCCACAUGUAAUUACCGGCUAAUUCAGGCAAGGAAAAAUGUAAGUCAUUUAGACCAAAGCCGAGCAGUUUCCUUGUGUGGGUGACUCUAGGGCCUGCGGUUACUUGUAUCUCCUCCAUGUGAACCUGACUUUAAAAUGCAGCACUCACCCUUGGCCAGGCUGUCCUUUGCUAGGUCCUGGAAGAACAUGGAAGGAGCUCAAGGAGAAGCAUGGGAGUGAGGGGAUGUUUGUGCUUUGGCCAGGUAGAUAACUGCCCUUAGAGAAGCCAGGAAUGGCUUGGGGGACUUCACAUUUGCACCCUUAAACUGACCUAGGUCUUGGGAGAAUCCCUGUGCUAAUUCAUCUUCACGUAUGAUUGUCAGAAAUACGCCUAGCAGACACCAGCUCGGGUCCCUGCCUCUGGAAGUCUCUGACCACCCUGUUAGUGCUGCAGGCACGUUGUACUAAGCCCUGUCUGGUUUUGGGGAGCUGCCAUGAUCUGUGUCUGCACCACUCAAAGUUAGCCUCCCACACUGUCCAGAACAUUCCUUUCAGCCUUCUUGUCUUAUACUGUGUCGUAAUUCAAGAACCUAUAGCGCUUAAGAUAAUACACACUUGAGUAUCUUGCUCUAAGAAUUGUUUGUCAGCAUAAUAAGCAUUUCAGAUACAAGCAUAAUGUACUUUCUUAUGUCAAUUUAUGUGAAAGAAUUUUUUUACAUCAUUAGUGAAAUAUAUUUUUCACCAGGAAACACUAAAUAGUGUAAUAGUUCUGUUAUUCUCUUUUAAUAAGUUCCUGGUAGCAGAUCAAGAUAAGCAAUGUGUGUCCUUGAGCGAUCUUAACGUGGGAUGAAAUGAGAGAAAUGCAUUCUUUCAAACAUGCUAUGCUGUGUGGA